AAUAUAUCAUACAAAUUUUGGGUUAUGUUCUGAUUGUCACAUCCUGACAGAUGAGGUAAUCCAUAAACUAAUCCAGAAAGGCACAAUCGCAAAUUAAUUGUGCCUCGACCUCGAAUUUUCCAGUAUUUCCACAUUCCCAAGUAGAUUAUGGCAACUUGACGCAGCCGAAAAUCAACCAGCUUUUGAACCAGUCCGUUACAUAAACCGGUCAAAUUACUGGGAAGUUUUCGUCGGAACAUUGAAGGCCAAAUUGUUUGCGAACAAAACAAGCAGGAACGAUGAAGUUUUUCGAGAAUUCUACAGUUUUUAAUUACAGUUGGGAGCAAGUCGCCCAAGGAUUUUGGAGGAGAUACCCUAAUCCCCAUAGUAAACAUGUCUUAAGUGAAGACACAAUCUCUCGCGAAGUCAAAUCCGGAAAGCUGAUCACAAAACGUAUCCUUAGCAAGACCAACAACAUUCCAAAAUGGGCCAAAAAAUUCAUCAACACUACUUACGUUUACAUAAUUGAAGAGAGUAUAGUUGAUCCAAAAAACAAAUCCUUGGUAACUUAUACAAGGAAUUUAGGUUUUACUAAAGUCAUGAGUGUCACAGAAAAAGUUGUCUACAAACAAAGCGAAGAAAAUCCAUCUAAAACAGUUGUAUCUCGCUAUGCCUGGAUCGACUCUCAAGUUAAAGGGUUCAGUAGGGCUAUUUGUGCGUUUGGUUACGAAAGAUUCAAAAAAAACGCAAACGUCAUGAUAGGAGGAUUUAACUAUGUGCUGCAAAACAUGUACCCACACCAGAACGUGAUUCAUAGUGUGACCAGCACAACAGCCAAUAAAAUCAAAGAUGCAGCUAAAAACGCUUCUGAACUUGCCAAAAGCAAAGCAGCUCCGAUAUAUGCAUCCCUUCAUCCAAAUCAGUCUUAAAAAUAAAAGUUUUUGGGUAGUAAGUAAUUUUUGUAUGAUUGGUAGGUAUAAGUAAAUAGUAUACCCUUCCAUUGAGGUUUUGGAAAAAUCCUGACUGAAUAAAAAAAACCAUUCCACCUGUGAGUGUGUAUUGAGUAACUGCUUGAAACAACUUUUCCCUUCACUCUAAAAAUAUAACUAAAUUUUAUCAGCUUAUGAUUGACUUUAAGUAUAAUUUACAAUAAACAAUGUUUUGGUAAUUUUAUCAUUAUUAUUUUGAUUGUGGAACUUAUGUUUCAUUAAUUUCUAGUUUGAUUCACAUGUAUAAUUAUUUGUAAUUUUUUUUGUGACUUCAAUAAACUAUACAUCUUAAACUAAUAAUAAUCGUUAGGUUUUGUUUUAAAGGAUAGGGUUUAUGAUUAUUAUUAUUGUCAAGUAAUCUAGAGUUAAUCUUUUUUGUAAAAUAACUAUUAUAAUUUGUAUAUAAUAAAAAAUAUAUUAUCUAUGUUGUAAAUUUAGUGUAUCUAUUGCUCCAUCUUUUCUUU
Messenger RNA from Ceutorhynchus assimilis (cabbage seed weevil), 1432 nucleotides. Lineage: Eukaryota; Metazoa; Arthropoda; Insecta; Coleoptera; Curculionidae. The record is from the annotation of a GenBank genome assembly.